GGCCACAAACAAAACACAAAGUGGAUGAUGAUCCCAUUCAGAAUUUCCAAGAGGAGCACUAAUAUUUCGAUAGUUCAUAAGAACCAUCGUUCAUGUUCACUCUAAAAGCAGAUUCUCCGUUACAAUCAACAUGGGCUCAGACCAUGUCUCUGCUCGAAAACUGCUCAAACAUGAAGCAACUGAAAGAAAUUCACGCUCAAAUGAUCAAAACAGAGACCGCAACAGAGCCCAAAUUAGCCACCAAGCUUCUAACCCUCUGCACUUCACCCCAUUUUGGCGAUUUGCCUUACGCGCAAAGGGUCUUCAAUGGAAUCACCAGGCCCAACACUUUCAUGUGGAAUGCCAUUAUACGAGCUUACUCUAACAGUAAGGAACCAGAAUUAGCAUUUCUCUUGUAUCAGCAAAUGCUUUCUUCUUCGGUACCGCACAAUUCCUACACUUUCCCUUUCUUGCUCAAAGCUUGUCGUAAUUUGUCCGCCAUGGGUGAGGCUCUUCAAAUUCAUGGGCUGGUCAUCAAACUGGGAUUUGGGUCGGAUGUUUUUGCUUUGAAUGCUCUGCUUCAUGUCUACGCUUUGUGUGGUGACAUUUAUUAUGCACGCCAAUUGUUUGAUAAUAUUCCUGUAAGAGAUGUUGUUUCUUGGAACAUAAUGAUUGAUGGGUAUAUCAAAUCUGGGGAUGUAAAAACGGCUUAUGGGGUUUUCUUGGACAUGCCAUUGAAGAAUGUGGUAUCGUGGACGUCGUUGAUUUCAGGGCUUGUUGAGGCAGGACAGAGCGUAGAAGCUUUGAGUCUUUGUUAUGAGAUGCAGAAUGCAGGAUUUGAACUUGAUGGUAUUGCAAUUGCGAGUUUGCUCACUGCUUGUGCGAAUCUUGGAGCGUUGGAUCAAGGAAGAUGGCUCCAUUUCUAUGUGCUCAACAAUGGAGUCGAUGUCGAUCGAGUAAUUGGCUGUGCUCUUGUGAAUAUGUACUUAAAAUGUGGGGAUAUGGAAGAAGCCUUGAGGGUGUUUGGGAAACUGAAGAGUGAUCAGAAAGAUGUGUAUGUUUGGACGGCUAUGAUUGAUGGCUUUGCCAUUCAUGGGCUUGGAGUGGAAGCUCUGGAAUGGUUUAACCGAAUGCAGAGAGAAGGAAUAAGACCAAAUUCCAUUACUUUCACUGCAGUUUUAAGGGCCUGUAGCUAUGCAGGGCUGGUUGGAGAAGGAAAAGAGUUAUUCGAGAGCAUGACAAGUCUCUAUAAUUUGAUCCCAUCUAUCGAGCAUUAUGGGUGUAUGGUUGAUCUUUUGGGUCGAGCCGGGCUGCUGGAUGAGGCGAAGGAGUUGAUCAAGAAGAUGCCCAUGAAACCUAAUGCUGUAAUAUGGGGAGCUUUGCUAAAGGCCUGUUGGAUUCAUAGAGAUUUUCUGGUGGGUAGCCAAAUCGGAGCCCACCUGGUGGAAGUCGAUUCUGAUCACAGCGGGCGGUACAUUCAGUUGGCUACCAUUUUUGCUGCAGAAGGUAAAUGGAAAGAAGCAGCUGAAGUGAGGUUGAAGAUGAAGAAUCUGGGAGUCUCAAUCCCCCCAGGAAAGAGUUCAAUAACUGUGAAUGGCGUUGUUCAUGAAUUUCUUGCUGGGCAACAAGAUCAUCCACAGAUGGAGAAGAUUCAUCUGAAACUGAAACAGAUUGCAGAGAGGCUACGACGAGACGAAGGUUAUGAACCUUCAACUAAAGAUUUAUUGCUUGAUCUUGAGAAUGAGGAGAAAGAGACUGCAAUGGCUCAACAUAGUGAGAAGUUGGCUAUUGCUUUUGGAUUGAUCAAUACAAAACCAGGAAUGACAAUUCGAGUUAUCAAGAAUCUAAGGGUCUGUGAAGAUUGUCAUGUAGUUGCGAAGCUCAUAUCUCAGAUCUAUUGUAGAGGGAUUAUAAUGCGAGAUAGAGUUCGAUUCCACCAUUUUAGAAAUGGGAAUUGUUCUUGCAAAGAUUACUGGUAGAGGGGGCAAAAUUUGGAUGUUUUUUUGUUACUUCCAAGAUUGUUUAUGCAUGCAUGAUCCAAUUCUCACUUUAAAUGUGUAUUAUAACAUGGUUUUGUGUGUGUUUAUGUUAAUAUUAAAUAGAUAUCUUAGUGUGUUUCAA
Molecule: messenger RNA, 2100 nt
Organism: Benincasa hispida (wax gourd)
Lineage: Eukaryota; Viridiplantae; Streptophyta; Magnoliopsida; Cucurbitales; Cucurbitaceae
Product: Tetratricopeptide repeat (TPR)-like superfamily protein
Biological process (GO): RNA modification
Molecular function (GO): zinc ion binding; protein binding; RNA binding
Source: RefSeq, a predicted model, not a curated record